Molecule: messenger RNA, 1092 nt
Organism: Parnassius apollo (apollo)
Lineage: Eukaryota; Metazoa; Arthropoda; Insecta; Lepidoptera; Papilionidae
Source: the annotation of a GenBank genome assembly
AUGGAUAGCGAUGAUCCGAGGAUACCACUUCUAGGUCACCCGCGUGGAAACCGGUUGCGACGCGCCGCCGGGAAACUGUGCAGCUUGGAGUCAUGGAAGAGACGGCUUCCGAUCACAAUCUGGCUACCCAAUUACAGCCUGGAAUGCUUAUUCCGGGAUGCCAUCGCUGGUAUAACCGUCGGCCUCACUUCUAUACCGCAAGGAAUAGCUUACGCCAUGGUCGCUGGUUUACCGCCACAGGUGGGUCUAUAUUCCAGCAUAUUCCCGGGCUUCGUGUACGUGUUCCUCGGCAGCUGUAAGGAUGUGACGGUCGGCCCUACGGCCAUAUUAGCGGCGCUGCUAGCGAAGUACGUGGCCUACUCACAAGACUUCGCUUAUCUCGCGUCUUUCCUUUCCGGAUGUAUUAUACUGUUGCUUGGUGUAUUGCAGUUAGGAUUCUUGCUUGACUUUAUCUCGAAGCCAGUUAUAAGUGGCUUCACGACAGCAGCCGCGCUGCAGAUAUCAGCCUCUCAACUAAAGUCCCUGUUUUGUAUAGCAGGAUCAUCGGGAGGAACAUUCAUUCACUCUUUAGUCAACUUUUUCAAGAACAUAAAAACGGCCCAACUUUGGGACAGCGUUCUAGGCGCAUCUUCGAUUGUUUUUCUUUUAUUAUUAAAGCGGCUGACUUUAGGCAAUUCUCUGGAAAAGGUGUGCCAGUACGUGGUUCGUGCCAGAAACGCACUCUUGGUGUUCGCAGCAUCGAUCCUCGCAUACUUAUUGCAUAGGCAUGGCUCUACGCCAUUUGCUUUGACCGGUAAAAUUGAAGGCGGGCUGCCGCAUUUUGGGCUCCCGCCUUUCAGCACGGUCGUUAACAAUCAAACGCUCGGUUUCAUGGACAUGGUCGCAGUGUUCGGGCCUGAAGGACUCGUGAUACCUCUAGUCGCUAUCUUAGAAAGCAUCGCAAUAGCUAAAGCUUUUGGAAUUAUUGAUAGUAUAAUUGUGGGCCCGUACUUCAUUGAAAGACUAUUAAUGGGUGGUAAUUAUUUGGUCAUGUUACAAGGUGUAAUUCAACAUUUCGUGGACGAUAUACACACUCCUAGUGUUACUGAGUAA